AAUCAUUCCGCCUCAGAUUUUGUCUCCACUUUUCUCUGUCGUCGUUUUCAGAUCCAGUAGUUAUCUCUCUUUCUGGGAGAGAUUGAGAUGCGGGUUUGGUCAUAUUUUGUAAACUCGUAAAAUCAGAAUCGCAAAUCUCCCAGAGUUCUGAUUCUCAAUCUGUCUUCGUGCUGAAACUCAGAUGUCGGCGAUGCUUCGGAGAAUGGCUUCUGCUUCUACUUCAGGUUUUGUUCACUCUCAUCUCUCCUCUUGUCUCUGCCGUCGUCUUUGGGUUAGCAGGUCUGUCUCUUAUAGGGAGAGAUUGAGGUCUGGGUUUGGUAAUAGUAAUGUGAAAGAUGCUGUUGAUGUAUUCGACCAGAUGGUUCGAUCUCGUCCCCUCCCUUCCAUCGUUGAUUUCAGUAAAUUACUAAGUGCAGUUGCCAAGAUGAAACGGUAUGGUAUCGUGAUUUCUCUUUGCAAGAGGAUGGAAUUGCACGGGAUUUCACACAACAACUACACUCUGAGUAUUCUUAUCAACUGUUUCUGCCGCUCACGUCAAGUGGAUUUGGGAUUUUCUGUUUUGGGGAAGAUCAUAAAAUUGGGUUACGAGCCAAACGUAAUCACGUUCACCACUCUCAUCAAUGGAUUAUGUAUAGAGGGUAAGCUUUCCGCGGCAUUAAGCUUGGUCGAACGAAUGGUAAAGGAUGGAUACACUCCUGAUGUCGUGACAUGUACCACCAUUGUCAACGGACUUUGUCUCCAAGGUAGAAUCCAUGAGGCCGUCGUUUUAGUUGAUCAGAUGCCAAAGAAAGGCCAUAUACCCAAUGUAAUCACUUAUGGUGCUAUUGUGAAUGGCCCAAGAUGGAGGAAAGGCAUGUUGAGGUCAAUGUCAUAG
Tarenaya hassleriana is the source of this 874-nucleotide messenger RNA. RefSeq names its product pentatricopeptide repeat-containing protein At1g12300, mitochondrial-like. The transcript is spliced from 2 exons. NCBI's taxonomy places the organism in Eukaryota, Viridiplantae, Streptophyta, Magnoliopsida, Brassicales, Cleomaceae. Bases 182 to 874 code for a protein of 230 amino acids. Gene Ontology annotation, molecular function: protein binding. The record is from RefSeq and is a predicted model, not a curated record.